Meloidogyne enterolobii is the source of this 1260-nucleotide messenger RNA. NCBI's taxonomy places the organism in Eukaryota, Metazoa, Nematoda, Chromadorea, Rhabditida, Meloidogynidae. The record is from the annotation of a GenBank genome assembly.
AUGAAAGUUAAGCUAGAAAAUUUUGAUUCGAAAAUUCAUCAAUGGAAGUCUGUUGCGAAGGAACCGCUUCCGCUUAAAGCACACCAAUUCGACCCAGAAAAAUGCACACUUUCGGUUCUUGACCAACGACUACUUCCCAGCAGGAGCGUUUACGUGCCCAUAAGAUCGCUUAAUGAUGGAUUCGACGCAAUCAAACAAAUGAAGGUCCGAGGUGCACCGCUGAUUGCCACUGUUGGAAUGGUACAUUUAUUCAUUAAUCUGACAAGUAAUAAUUUAUUUCAGCUGACUUUGUUAGUGGAGCAGUCUAGAAAAAAUGUUAUAGGGGAUGUAGAAGGUUGUUUGAAGGAGUUGGAACAAAAUUGCAGUUUUCUUCUGAGUGCUCGUCCUACCGCAAUAAAUCUCUCAAAUGGAUUUUCCGAACUUCGAGAAUAUGCAAAAGGAUUGAAGGGAGCAGGAGUAAUAAAAUUGAAAAUUGGGAUUAGAAAUUUCAUCCUUGAAUGGCAAGCAAGAGAACGGAUGGAAAAUGAUUUAUUGCUAAGAAAUUCAAUUCAUGCUGUUUUAUCAGCAACAAGGAACCUAGAAAUCGACAAUGGCGAAAAGAAACGCCUUGUAGCGAUAACUAUUUGUAAUACCGGACAGCUGGCCACUAGCUCUUUUGGAACUGCACUUGGUGUAGUUCUGAUGCUACAUCGAUUAGGCCAUUUGAAGUUGGCGUUGGUGCUCGAAACACGUCCUUACAACCAAGGAUCUCGACUAACCUCAUAUGAGCUUAAAAAAGGUGGUGUGCCAUUCCUACUAAUUGCUGACAGCGCGGCAGCUGCUGCAAUCCGGCAUUUUAAAGUGAAUGUUGCGCUAGCUGGUUUAUUUUUCUUAAUAUUCAUUUAUGAUAGUAUUUCAGGGGCAGAUCAAGUAGCGUUGAAUGGGGAUACUGCGAACAAAAUUGGCACCUAUUCUCUUGCUAUUUGUGCACACCAGCAUAAAAUUCCUUUUUUUAUCGUUACACCUGUGGCUUCAGUAAACGCCAAGCUUGAAAGUGGAGAUGGAAUUCAUAUUGAAGAAAGGCCUAGCAAAGAGCUCACUCAUUGGGCUGGAGUAGCUCAUUGUCCAACAAAUUGUCCGGUGUGGAACCCCGCUUUUGACAUAACCCCAGGAAAUCUGAUCUCUGGUUUUCUUACUGAUCGUGGAAAUUUCUCAUCCGAUCAACUAUUAUCUAUAUUCAGUGUAAAUGGAGAAUCGAAUGGAGAAUCAAAAGAAAAUUAA